UUACACCGGGCUUGGAGGCAUUUGUACAUGGCGUCUCAAGAUAGAUACGGUGUCGUGUGGUAUCUUCUCCGUAAUACUCCUCAUGAUCCCACAAAAAAAACUUCCGGAGAAGUCCAGAAGCUUGCAGCGUAUUCGCCGAACAGCCCCAUAUCCCAUUCUUUCCAGAAACGUCCAUUCCCCUGUUUAAAUAUCACCAAAACCCACUCCCUUUCUUCCACCGAUUCAGUCCCUGAUUUGAUCAAUCCAUUCCAUUACCAGCCAAAUACUUCAAUCAGAGCAAGAGAAAAAAGAAAAAUGUCAAUUUCCAUUUCAAACCCAACUAUUUCUCUGCCCAUAUCAUCCCAAAGGAAGUGCAAACUCCUGUUUCCCAAGUCCCCAAAUUCGUUGAGAAGUCCAAUCGGACAUGGUGGGAAGAGAGGUGGGAGUAUCAGUGUCGUUGCGAGGGCUGCAGAUGGAAGAGACAGUCUUGACCAUUUGCAGAGAACAGCAGCCAAGAGCCAGACCCAACAGCAACCCAAGAAAAGGAUUGCCCAAUCUGCACCUAUAGGGCUAUGGGACAGAUUCCCAACAGCAAGAACAGUGCAGCAAAUGAUGGAAACAAUGGACAGAAUGAUAGAGGACCCUGUUCCCUACGGCUACCCGGCGGCAACCUCGUAUCCGGCCGAGACCGGCGGAUACAGCAGGGGAAGGACGCCAUGGGAAAUAAAGGAAGGAGAAAAAGAUUACAAGAUGAGAUUCGACAUGCCCGGGAUGACCAAAGAAGACGUGAAGGUCUGGGUGGAGGAGAAGAUGUUGGUUGUGAAAGGCCAAAAAGUGCCGAAGAAGAAGAUCAACGGCGAAAAUGGAGAAGAAGAGGAAGGGGAAUGGCCUGCCAAGAGCUAUGGGAAGUACAGUUUUAGGAUUGCAUUGCCUGAGAAUGUCCGGUUUGAGAAGAUUAAAGCUGGGGUCAGAGAUGGGGUUUUGUAUGUUAGUAUACCUAAGGCUGAGAUUAGUUCUAAGGUUUUGGACAUUAAUGUUGAAUGAAGUUUUUGAGUGAGAAAGGGUGAGAGAUAUAUUAACAAGUGGAAAAGAUUGGAAGGCCUGUUUAGUUUUUGUUCUUUGUUUUUUCGUUUUAAGGAUGCCCAUAUGUUGUUUUAUGAGUGGAAGGUCUUUUUUUUGCUUGCCAAAUCUUGAAUUUGUCAAUUGUGAUGAAGCUUUGGAAUAAUUUGGAGCUCUAGAUCAUUGAUUGUUUUU
Rhododendron vialii is the source of this 1233-nucleotide messenger RNA. RefSeq names its product small heat shock protein, chloroplastic-like. Lineage: Eukaryota; Viridiplantae; Streptophyta; Magnoliopsida; Ericales; Ericaceae. Bases 28 to 1023 code for a protein of 331 amino acids. The transcript is spliced from 2 exons. Gene Ontology annotation, biological process: response to heat. The record is from RefSeq and is a predicted model, not a curated record.